This is a messenger RNA of Parastagonospora nodorum SN15, 1479 nucleotides long. RefSeq lists its product as hypothetical. Gene Ontology annotation, cellular component: U2-type catalytic step 2 spliceosome; Prp19 complex; U2-type catalytic step 1 spliceosome. Gene Ontology annotation, molecular function: U6 snRNA binding; pre-mRNA binding; metal ion binding. The coding region runs from base 1 to 1479 and encodes 492 amino acids. The record is from RefSeq and is a predicted model, not a curated record. NCBI's taxonomy places the organism in Eukaryota, Fungi, Ascomycota, Dothideomycetes, Pleosporales, Phaeosphaeriaceae. The transcript has 3 exons.
AUGGCCGAAGUCCAAUCACCACCCGCGCAAAAGGCGAUCGCGACGCCCGAAAAUGUCUCCCUCGACCCGUCCACAUCGCUCGAGCCCUUCCACAUCGACCGAACUCAGGGCAAGAAGGUCAAAAAGAUCAUCCGCCGCAAGCGCCGCCCCGCCCGGCCGCAAGUCGAUCCCGCGACGUUCAAAACCGACGCGCCCCCGCCCACAGGCACAAUCUUCAACAUCUGGUACAACAAAUGGUCGGGCGGCGAUCGCGAGGACAAGUACCUGUCCAAGACUGCCGCACAGGGGCGUUGCAACGUCGCCAAGGAUAGCGGCUACACCAAAGCGGACCGCACUCCCGGGUCGUACUUCUGUCUGUUCUUUGCGCGCGGGAUAUGUCCCAAGGGCGUCGACUGCGAGUACCUGCACCGGUUACCCACCGUCACCGACAUUUUCCCGAGUAACAUCGACUGCUUCGGGCGCGACAAGCACAGCGAUUACCGCGACGACAUGGGCGGCGUCGGCUCCUUCCAGCGGCAAAACCGCACGCUGUACGUCGGGCGCAUCCACGUCACCGACGACAUUGAAGAGAUUGUCGCGCGCCAUUUCCAGGAAUGGGGCCAGAUUGAGCGCAUCAGGGUGUUGACAGCGCGCGGCGUCGCCUUCAUUACAUAUCUGAAUGAGGCGAAUAGCCAGUUCGCGAAGGAGGCCAUGGCGCAUCAGAGCCUCGAUCACACAGAGAUUCUGAACGUGCGCUGGGCAACGGUCGAUCCAAAUCCGGCGAGUCAGAAGCGCGAGGCCGCGAGGAUCGAAGAGCAGGCGGCGGAGGCGAUCAGGAAGGCGCUGCCGGCGGCGUAUGUGGCGGAGAUUGAAGGGCGCGACCCGGAGCAGAAGAAGAGGCGGAAGAUCGAGGGCGGGUUUGGGCUCGAGGGAUAUGAGGCGCCGGAUGAGGUGUGGUAUGCGAAGGAGAAGAGUGAUUGGGAGGCAGCGAGGGAGAUUGAGGCCGGUGGCUCAGGCGAGAGACCGAUGAUCGAGGCCGCUGAGGACACACAGCCGGAGAUGCUGGCGCAGCAAGGUGGGAAUGGAAUUUUCUCUAGCUCUACGCUGGCGGCUUUGAAGGGAUACACCGCUGCGCCUACAAACAAGCGGUCAGCGCCUACUGCAGGUCCGCUGGUUGGCUCAAAACUGCGCAACUCCUUCUCUCUCACAGCCUUUCAGAAAUCCUUCCCACCCAUUCCCCCCGCCACCGACAUACCUCCGUCCAGCCCAUUUGCUCUUCCUCUCCUCUUUCUCUUCCGCCACAUCGGCAUCGUCUUCUUCAUCACCCCUCAAACACACCCCACCAUCGACCUCAUCCGCCUCGCGAAACAAGCGCCGUCCUGCCUGUCUCUCGCCCUCAUUUCCACUCCCACAUCCAAAAGCACACGCGCGGCGUCCACAGCUCGUCCAGAACCUGUAUUCAGCCGUCUGCGCCUCAUCGAGAGGUUUGAGCGCGAGUAG